GUCUUGUUUACAUUCUGUUUAAAUUCAUUUAUCCUAAAUUAUUUAUGAAUUUAAAACACCAAUUCGAAUAAAAUUGUAUAGAAAUAUAGCAGUACCAUUUCAUAAAUAAUUUCUAUCAACCGCAACGUACUGCUGAAGCCGGCAGCAAAUUUCCCGCGCUUCCAAGUUUCACUUUCGUAAUCGUAUUGUUUCACGAUCACAAUGUUAUCGACGGUGGAUUUAGAAAGGCUAAUUGCAGUGAAAAGACUUGAGAUUGAGAAGGAGAAAAUUAUGCUGGGGCUUGCGCCGGCGGAGGCGAGCGACAACAUCCAAAAUGGAGAGCAAGGAGUGGAAGCAGCGAAGCCUCACGUGAGCUUCGCCAGGGGUGGAACCCUGGGCGAAAACAAUGCCACAGCCGCACAGGAGAAGAAAAAAGACUCUGCCUCGGAGCUGGAGGGCGAGAUACCACCUGAUCUAGACAGAUAUAUCCGGGAGCAUGAAACUCAAAACUCCCCAUUCUACUUAGGCCUGGAGUUCGCAUAUUCUCCCUUAGUCACUUCUUACGACAUUUACUACGGGAAGAGUGACGAUGAUUCUGGCGGAAUGACAUUAUCUUGGGCCAAAUUCAGAAGCUGA
Ostrinia furnacalis (Asian corn borer) is the source of this 615-nucleotide messenger RNA. RefSeq lists its product as uncharacterized. The record is from RefSeq and is a predicted model, not a curated record. The transcript is spliced from 3 exons. NCBI's taxonomy places the organism in Eukaryota, Metazoa, Arthropoda, Insecta, Lepidoptera, Crambidae. The coding region runs from base 202 to 615 and encodes 137 amino acids.